UGGCCGGCAGGGCGGCGCUGGCAGCGAGGUGUUGUCACCGAGCUGUCAGAGGCGCCGAGCCAGUGUGGUAUCGACCUGUGUGCGUGUGUGUGUGAGUGUGUGUGGUGUCAGUGCCAGUGCCUCCCCCAGGACACCCUAACGCCUCCUUCAUGGCCUGAGGGGUGGACGGAGUGCCAACAUGUCUGUGCGGGAGCUGUACGUAAAGGGCGCCCACGUGUGGAUCCCGGACCCAGAGCAGGUGUGGCGCUGCGCUGAGCUCACGCAGGACUACAAGGGUGGCUCCGUCACUGUCAUCUUUGAGGAUGGGCAGACUGAGAAGAUCAAGGUCAAGAGUGACGAUGACGUCCCUCCGCUGCGCAACCCUGAUAUCCUCAUCGGCGAGAAUGACCUCACGUCCCUCUCCUACCUCCACGAGCCGGCCGUGCUCUACAACUUGCAAGUCCGCUUCUGCAAUCAAAAUGCCAUCUACACAUACUGCGGCAUCGUGCUGGUUGCCAUCAACCCGUAUGAGGAGCUGCCCAUCUAUGGCCCGGACACCAUCUCUGCCUACCGCGGCCACUCCAUGGGCGACCUCGAUCCUCACAUCUUUGCCGUGGCCGAGGAAGCCUUCACGCAGAUGGAAAGAGACAACAGGGACCAGAGCAUCAUUGUGUCGGGUGAGUCGGGCGCCGGCAAGACAGUCUCGGCCAAGUAUGCCAUGCGGUACUUUGCCAGUGUGGGCGGCUCAGACUCGGAAACACAGAUUGAGAAGAAGAUCCUGGCCUCCAACCCCAUCAUGGAGGCCAUCGGCAACGCCAAGACCACAAGGAACGACAACAGCUCUCGGUUUGGCAAGUACAUUGAGCUGGACUUCACCUCAAACUACAGCAUCAUGGGCGCCAACAUGAGGACCUACCUGCUGGAGAAGUCACGCGUCGUCUUUCAGGCCCCGGACGAGAGGAACUACCACAUCUUCUACCAGUUGUGUUCUGUGGCCUCGGAUGAGAAGUUCAGCCACCUCAGACUGGGACCCCCGGAAUGCUUUCACUACAUGAACCAAGGACUGCCGGAGUUUGAUGGGCCGUCACCCAGCCCCCGACCGGGCCACCAGGACAACUUCCACUACCUCAACCAAGGCAGCAGCCCCUCCAUCGACGGCGUGGACGAUGCGGCGUACUUCCAAGAGACCUGCAAAGCGCUGAGCCUCCUUGGGAUCACCGAGGCCCGGCAGGAGCACAUGUUCAGGGUGUUGGCCGGCAUUCUGCACCUCGGGAAUGUGACCAUCGAGGACAGCGGGGGAGACGCCUCGCUGAUAAACAAAAAUGAUGAGUCUCUCCCCAUCGUGGCUGAGCUGCUGGGCGUGAGUGAGGCAGACCUGAGGAUGUGGCUGUGUCACCGCAAGAUCACCGGCGGGCGGGAGGUCUUCAACAAGCCCAUGACACUCAGAGAGGCGACCUUCUCCAGAGACGCCCUGGCCAAGCACAUCUACGCCAAGCUGUUCGAUUGGAUUGUGAUGCAGAUCAACAAGUGCUUCGCCGCCCCGACAAAGCCAUUCAGGUUCAUCGGGGUUCUGGACAUCUAUGGAUUUGAAACGUUUGAGAUCAACAGCUUUGAGCAAUUUUGUAUCAACUAUGCAAACGAAAAACUCCAGCAGCAGUUCAACCAGCACGUCUUCAAGCUGGAGCAGGAGGAGUAUGUCAAGGAGCAGAUCGAGUGGGAGUUCAUCAACUUCUACGACAACCAGCCGUGUAUUGACCUCAUCGAGAGCAAGCUGGGCAUCCUUGACCUCCUGGAUGAAGAGUGUCGGAUGCCCAAAGGGUCGGAUCAGUCCUGGGUGGAGAAGCUCUACGACAAGUGCAAGAAAUGGGACCACUUCAGCAAGCCUCGGCUGUCCAACUCAUCCUUCCUCAUCGCGCAUUUCGCCGACAAGGUUGGCUACGAGUGCGCGGGUUUCCUCGAGAAGAAUCGUGACACGGUUUCCGAGGAGCAGAUCAACAUCCUCAAGUCUAGUCAGAUUAGCUUAAUCCACUCCCUCUUCACUGAGAAGGCCAAGGGAGCGCCCACCAAGGUGAAGGUCCUGCCCACGGCGCCCAGCAAAGCCUCCUCCAAGCAGAUGAAGAAAAGUGUCGGGUCACAGUUCCGCGAGUCCUUAAACUUGCUGAUGUUGACCCUAAACUCCACCACCCCACACUACGUCCGGUGCAUCAAACCCAACGAUGACAAGAUGGCCUUCACCUUUGACCCCACACGCGCCAUCCAGCAACUGCGAGCCUGCGGUGUGCUGGAGACCGUCAGGAUCAGUGCGGCCGGAUACCCUUCACGAUGGACGUACCUCGAGUUCUUCUGCCGGUACCGCGUCCUGUGUCACUCCAAGGACAUCGUGAGGAAUGACAUGCGUAUGACGUGUGAGAAGAUCAUCGCCAACAUGAUAAACGACGAGGACAAGUUCAAGUUUGGGCGCACCAAGAUCUUUUUCCGGGCGGGUCAGGUGGCGUACAUGGAGAAGCUGCGCGCCGACCGCCUGUCAGCCUGCGGGAUAAUGAUACAGAAGCACGUGCGCAUGUACCUCCACCGCAACCGCUUCAGGACCAUGCGGAGGGCGGCCAUCACCAUACAGAAAUACGCUCGAGGAAUGGCGGCGCGCAGACGCGCCCAACACAUGCGAGAGACAGCGGCGGCCAUCAAGAUCCAGGCGUGUGCACGUGGCUGGAUCAAACGUGUGCAGUACCGUCGUCUGGUGUACAUCGUCACGCAGCUGCAGGCCCACGCACGCGGCGCCGCGGCGAGGCAGAGAUACGAGCACAUGCGUAGAGUCAGAGCGGCCAUCAUCAUCCAGAAGACGGUGCGCAAGUGGCUGAUGCGCCAGCGGUACCUGCGAGCUGUGCGGGGGCUGGUGGCGGUGCAGGGCCUGGUGCGCUGCUACCUGGCCAGGAGGCAGCUCAAGAAACUCAAGAUUGAGGCCAAGUCCAUUGAGCACCAGAAGAAGCUCAACAAGGGCCUGGAGAACAAGAUCAUAUCCCUGCAGCACAAGCUGAAUGAGAUGAAAAACGAGAACAAUGCCAUCGCCGGCUACAAGGACGAGAUUGAGGUGCUGAAGGGACGCGUCACGGACCUGAAGACCGUGGAGAAACAACUCAAGAGCAGCAACAACCAGAUUGCUGAGCUGGAGGCAAAGGUCGCCAAGCUGACCCAGGAAGUGGAGACCGAGAGGGGUGAGAAGAUGGACAUUCUCACCCAGAAGGAACGCGCCGAGAAGGAGAACCGGGAACUAAUAGAGAAACUGAACGAGGAGAACGCAAAGCUAACCCUCGAGCUCUCUAAGGUCCAGGUGGAGGACGUCAAGAGGGAGAGUGAAGAAACGCUGCGUCGUAAGUUUGAGGCGGAGAAGCAGCAACUCAUCCUGGAGACCACUGAUGAGAAGUCCGGGUACCAGCGCCUGAUCAAGGAGUUCAACCGUUUGGAGCAGAGGAACGAAUUUUUGGAGGAACAGCUCACCAAGUACAAAGGAGGGAACGCCCACAAGCGCACGGCCAGCAACGUGAGCAACCUUAGCGGUGUGAGCGACGCCCCGACGGAGCUGGUGCACGAUGACACUUCAGAGUUCCCGACCUUCCUUGGAGAGGACGACGUUGGCUACGGGUCGGUCAGGAGCCGCACCAGUGAAGUCUCAGAUUCCAGCAGAAACUUGGAAAGCAUUGACUGGUCCUCCCCCAGCAAGGUCGCCUCGGAGAUAAAGCUGCAGGUCCCGGAGAAGGUGGAGGACAUAACCCUUGUGCUACAGCUCCAAAACAAAGUGCGUGAGCUCGAGAAGGAGCGCCGCACUCUGUCCAAACAAAUAGAUCACUUGGAGUCGUCGUCCCCGCUGGAUGACCCUCAGCACGCACAGGAGCUCAUUCGGCUUCAGGAGCUUGAGAUGGAGAACGCCAAGCUGCGCGACGACCUCAACAGGCUCAGGAAAUCCAUCGCAGACUCGGAGCCACAGAACAACGGGGUCCAGGAGUUCAUGAAACAAUUUGAGGCGCUGCAGGAUGAGCUGGAGCGGCGCCGUGAGGAGUGCAUCCAGCUGCGCACGGUGCUGGCCAACCGCGCCCACGACCUGCGCUCCGUCACCCAGACCUCCUACGGCAAGGACGUCGACAUCGUGAAUGAGGACGGCGAACUUGUGCUGGCCUACCAGACACAGAAGCAGGUCAACAGACAACUCGAGGAUGAACUGAGGAAGCAGAAGCUGCACGCCCACGAGACUGAGGCCGAGUACAAGGGUGAGCUUGACCGCCUACGCCAGGACAACGAGCGGCAACAGAAGCUCCUCGCCCAGAACCUGCUCAAGGGCGACGCUUCCAACCCCGAGGCACUCCUGCAGUCGGAGAUCAUGCGCCUCACCUCCGAGAACCUGAACCUGCAGGGCCAAGUGGACAGCCUGACGGAGCAGCUCAAGAAAUACAAACGGUCGUUGCGAGCCUACGCCAAGAAGCUGAAGGAGGCUGGAGGCUCUGGCAGCAAGCGGUCCUCAGCACAGGGCAGCCCCUAUGGCGGCGACCCCCCAGACCUGCUUGACGUGGCGGCCACCAACGAGGGCGAGGUGAUGCCUGUCAUCCGCAAGAAGGAACGGGACUACAUGGGCAUGUUUGAGUACGACCGCCGCGAGGAAAUGCAGAUCAUCCGAGUCCUGGUGUACGAACUGAAGCCUCGGGUGGCGGUGACGCUCCUGCCUGGCUUACCCGCAUACAUACUGUUCAUGUGCAUACGACACACUGACCACAUCAACGACGACGAGAAGGUUCGCUCGCUGCUCAACAACAUCGUGAAUGGGGUCAAGCGAGUCAUCAAAAAGCGUCACGAAGACCUUGACUCGACGGUGCUGUGGCUGUCUAAUGUCCUGAGGCUCCUGCACAACCUCAAGCAGUACUCCGGGGACAAGGCUUUCCAGGCCGAAAACACCGUCAAGCAGAACGAACAGUCCCUGAAGAACUUUGACCUCUCAGAGUACAGACAAGUUCUUUCGGACAUCGCCGUAUGGAUUUAUAAUGGCGUUAUCAAAUUGAUGGAGCAGAAGGUUCAGCCGCUCAUCGUGCCGUCGAUCUUGGAGCACGAGGCCAUCGCUGGGCUCUCUGGUAACAAACCCGGAGGCAUGAGAGGUCGUGCCGGCAGCCUCGCUCGGGAACUGGAAUCUCCAGUUGAGCCUCAGAAAGCGCUGGAUCUGCUGCUCAAGGAGAUGACCCAGUUCUACCGCACCCUAGCCAUGUUUGGGACGGACCCGGAGCUCAUCACACAGGUCUUCAGGCAGAUCUUCUACUUCAUCUGCGCCGGGUCCCUCAACAACCUGCUGCUGCGUAAGGACAUGUGCCACUGGUCCAAGGGCAUGCAGAUCCGCUACAACCUGAGCCACCUGGAGCAGUGGACGCGCGACAUGCGGCUGCACGAGUCUGGGGUGACGGACACCCUGGCGCCAAUCAUCCAGGCCGCCCAGCUGCUGCAGGCGCGGAAGACCGAUGACGACGUCCACUCCAUCUGUGACAUGUGUGAUAAGCUGUCUGUGUCCCAGAUCAUCAAAAUCCUCAACCUGUACACGCCGGCGGAUGACUUUGAGGAGCGUGUGCCCAUCACCUUCAUCCACAAGAUCCAGGCCAAGCUGCAGGAGCGCGCCGAGGGAGAGCAAGCGCAGGCGACACUCUUGAUGAACACCAAGUUUGCGUUCCCGGUGCGGUUCCCCUUCAACCCAUCGAGCAUCCACCUGGAGGACAUCGAGCUGCCCGACGCCCUGCCCCUCAACAUGCUGAAGAAGGUCUAGGCACACACACAACACAUGGCGGGAGCUGCUUUGUUAGUGCUAGUCACAGAGAACCAUUCCAAACUCCUCUUAGUAAGUUAUGAAUAAGGAAUGAUUUUACCUAAUGCUGUAGGUGACUUAACCAGCGAGACACUCCUUAACUUAUUCUCUGUAGUGAGACAAGAUGUACCUGCGUAUGUUUCCUGUUACAUUCCAGUCUCUCACACCUCCGAUAGUAUGGUCCGUAUUUUUAAACGUCUCCGGCUCCCACUACGAUUAUUUCCCGAGGCCACAGAGAACAUUAACCGGGUUUUCAUGGCCGUUUUUCCCAUUCAAGGCGCAGGAGUUGUGUAAAACUAUCACCGGGAUCAUGAAACAGUCCACGAAAAGCCCUGUAACUUCCAUGAGAGGCUUUUAAAAGAGGUGAAUUGAGUGGCCAAGACAUUUAAAAAUAUGGGCUUAUGUUCCAGAGCAUAUGUUGUCAGUAAUAUUAUCAUAGUUGUAUUUGUCAUAAUAUACAGGUGUGUGUGUGUGUGUGUGUGUGUGUGUGUGUGUGUGUGUCAGAACAUGGUCACAAAAGGUAAUGUCUGCCCAGGGAGGUGUUACAAUCCCUCUUGUGUUGUUGCUUCUGUCAAAUACAUGUAAAUUGUUCUCCGGGCGGCCGCAGCUAUACUGAUUGGUCCUGGUUGUUGAUUGUAUGAUGUAUUUCAGAGAUUUUACCAUGUAUAUAAAAGAAUGCAGUAUAUAUUUUCAGAGGUAUGUAUCUCCCACCCACACACACUGGAAGCGUUGUUCAGUGCUGGGAGACAAAUUAAACUGUGAAAGUCUGGUAAUGUCUGAGGCUGAAUGACAUUGUCCAGAUAAUACCCCCAAAAUAUGGAUUCUUGAGAGCAGGAAACUAAUCAUAAAAGCUGCUUUCUGGAGGCAGGAAAUAAUAAACCUUAAAAUAUACUGUGUGAAAACCUUGUAAUAUCUGAUGCUGAAUGACAUUGUCCAGAUAAUACCCCCAAAGUAUGGAUUCUUGAGAGCAGGAAACUAAUCAUAAAAGUUGCUUUCUGAAGGCAGGAAAUAUUAAACCCUAAAAUACAGUGUGUGAAAACCAUGUAAUAUCUGAUGCUGAAUGACAUUGUCCAGAUAAUGCCCCCAAAGUGUGGAUUCUUGAGAGCACGAAACUGAUCAUAAAAACCAUUGUCUGAAGGCAGGAAAUAAUAAACCAUGGAAUACAGUGUGUGAAAACCUUGUAACGUCUGAUGUGGAAUGACAUUGCCCAGAUAAUGCCCCCAAAGUAUGGAUUCUUGAGAGCAUGAAACUGAUUAUAAAAGUCGCUUUCUGGAGGCAGGAAAUAAUAAACCCUGGAAUACAGUGUGUGAAAGUCUGGUAAUGUCUGAAGCUGAAUGACAUUGUCCAGAUAAUACCUCCUAAAUAUGGAUUCUUGAGAGCAGGAAACUAAUUUUAAAAGUCACUUUCUGGAGGCAGGAAAUAAUAAACCCUGGAAUACAGUGGGUGAAAGUCUGGUAAUAUCUGAUGCUGAAUGACAUUGCCCAGAUAAUGCCUCCAAAAUAUGGAGUCUAGAAAGCAGGAAACUAAUUUUGAAAGCUGCUUUCUGGAGGCAGGAAAUAAUAAACCCAGGAAUACAGUGUGUGAAAGUCUGGUAAUGUCUGAUGCUGAAUGACAUUGUCCAGAUAAUGCCUCCUAAAUAUGGAUUCUUGAGAGCAGGAAACUAAUUUUAAAAGUCGCUUUCUGAAGACAGGAAAUACGAAACCCUACAGUGUGUGAAAACCUUAUAUUAUCUGAAGCUGAAUGACAUUGUCCAGAUAAUGCCCCCCAAAAUAUGGAUUCUAGAAAGCAGGAAACUAAUUAUAAAAGCCGCUUUCUGAAGGCAGGAAAUAAUGAACCUUAAAAUACAAUCGUCAUAAGUACAUUUUGAAAUGAUAACAAGUGACAGAUUAAGGACUUGGCUGUAACAGGAAUCCUAAACUAUAUUUGUUAUAACUACAGUACUGGAAAGUCUAACAGAUUGACUGAUUGAGGACUUUUACUACAUCGGGAAUCCUAGAAUAUAAUUGUCUAAAAGUAUCUAAAAGUCUAACAGAUUGACUGAUUGAGGACUUUUACUGAAUCAGGAAUCCUAGAAUAUAAUUGUCUAAAAGUAUCUAAAAGUCUAACAGAUUGACAGAAUAAGGACUUGGCCGUAGCAGGAAUCCUAGAAUACAAUAAUUAAAGCUAUACAGUCUUUGAAAGCUUAUCAGACUGACGGCUUGAGGACUUUGGCUGUAGCUCCUCUGCGUCACAAUUCACAUUCCGUAGGACAUUCCAUAAAGAGACAACCCCUAGUGUAAUAUAAAAGCUACUUAUUAUUUAUUGUAUAAAUAAUAAAUAUUGUGUAUUGUUAAGUGGUGCGUGAGUAUCGUGUGUCUUAUAGCGUAAUGCAUUGGAGGGCGGCCGUGUGUAACAUUCCUGUAUCGUGGUUUUUGCUUCUAUGGACUAUAACUACUUGCUGCUGCUUUGGGCGAGGCGUUGAGAGUGCUUCACACCACUAUAGUGAAACCAAAUUGUUGAGUCUGUUUGGGCGGAGGCACCCGUGGGUCCACAUCUCCCCUCUGCUUUGCCACACAGUCCCAACACCUAUCUCUUCCUCUCACAUGUAAGGUAAAGGUAACAUAUGAUAGGAAAAAAUAGGUGUUGGGACUGUGUGGCAGAGCAGAGGGGAGAAAUGGACCCACAGGAGCCAAUGCCCAAAUGGACUCUACAAUUUGGUUGGAUUUUAGCUGACCCACACACUGAUGAUCCGUAUUGUUAGACACUCCCCUCUCUCACAUCAGUCGGGUUCUUAUGAGUUAUUUUAGGUUAAGGGUACAGAAGAAGGGUCAAACUAUCACUAGGGUCAUAAAACUACUAGUCUUGGAAAUGCCCCAAACUCCUAAGGAAGUCUUGUCAGAUAUGUGUGCUUGGUGCCGAGAUGGUUAAUUAUACCACCCUGGGAGUCACGGCCAGGCUGCUUGACCCAUGGACCUUUUCUGCCUCCAGCCCUCACGUGUCUUUUUCCACACUUGCAAUGCUUCUUCCUUCCUUCCUUCCCAUGUGCGUCUCCUUCCUAGUACUUCCUCUUACUUCUCUUUUCCUUUCUUCCUUUCCUCUCUUCUUUCCUUCCUUCCUUUCCUGUCUCCUUCCCUCUCUCAUCCCUUUUCUACACUCUGUUCUUCUAAAACUACAUUGCAUCUCCUUCCUAGCACUUCUUCUGACUUCUCUUUUCCUCUUUUCUUGCCUUCCUUUCCUUCCUCUCUCUUGGAUAGCCUCAACUUCAACUUCAGGCAAUGUGUCCUCUAGGCUCUAAGCCCAGUCCACUCACUGUCUAGCCUCAACUUAAACCUCAGGCAGCUUGUCUCUUAACCAGGGUAGCCUCAGUUUACACCUCAGAUACUUUAUGUCUUAAUCUUCCCCAUCACUUCAGUUUUCAAGGGUGGCCCAAAAUUAAACUGCAAACUCAGGCAGCUUGUCCCCUGAACCCUGUCCCGUCCCCCAUGUACCAGGGUAGCGUCAGUUUACACCCAAGAUACCUUAUGUCUUAAUCUUCCCCAUCACUUCAGUUUUCAAGGGUGGCCCAAACUUAAACUGCAACCUCAGCCAGCUUGUCCCUUAACCCUGUCCUCCCUCCUGUCUUGGUAGCCACAACUUCAACCUCUGGCAACUUAUCCUCUAAGCCCAAAGCCAUAAGCCCUCCCCUCUCUUGGGUAGCAUCAACUUAAACCUCAUGCAGUUUGUCCCCUAUACUUUGUCCCUUCUUCCCAUCUUGCUAGGAUAACCUUGACUUUCAACAUCAGGCAGCUUGUUUUCCCGUGCCCUUCCCUUCCCUCUCUCUUGUGUAGCCUCAAAUUUCAAUGUCAGGCAGCUUGUUAUAUGUUUUAACCCUGCCCUUCCCUUCCCUUCCCUCCUGUGUAGCCUCAUAUUUCAACAUCAGGCAGCUUGUUAUAUGUUUUUCCCUGCCCUUCCCUUCCCUCUCUCUCUUGGAUAGCCUCAGAUUUCAACCUCACCCUCAGCCAGUCCCUCCCGCCCCUUUUGGCAUGUGAUAAUUGUCAAGGUUCUGGUCAUCUUCCCUAUCAAAAAACAGCAAAAAUGACCUCACCUGAUCAUCCAAGACUCGGGAAAUGAAGGGGUGGAGUAGGGGGCGGAGGGCAGCAUGAGUGGAUAUUGUAUUUUGUCCUGAAUUACUGUAUUGAAUUAGAGAAGCGACAUUGGUGGUACGAACGUUUCAGCACAGUUGUAAGAGUUUGUGGCAUACUUCUCAUUCCAUCGUGUUCUCAUUCCAUAUUUGUUAUUUCUACUCACACAAGAACGUAAAGAGUCUGCACGAGGCCGGUUCUAUGGUUCCUCCCUUAAGGUUACAGAGGCAGUGUGUGUCCUGGCAAAGUUGAUCUCGUGGAAAAGUUGAUUCCCUCAGGAAUGAAUAAAGUGAACCCCAACAAAGUCCUAUAUGUCUGGUGAUGCCGAUGAUGUAAGUGGAGACCAUCUUUUGUUUAGUAUUUGAUUAUGUUACGAACUUAAGCCAAGGUAAAAGUGUGAUCUCAUACUUGGAAGCAUAAGGGAUGAGUGGGUGACAUCCUAUCUGCCUGGUGGUGCCCAUUUCCAUGUCAUGUCCAUCUUAAGUUUAGUAUUCAAUUAUAUCAUUAACUUAAAUCUAAAGGUGUUAUCUAUACUCCCACAAACUUAACCCUUUCAAUAUGAUGACGCCUACGUAGGCGUCAUGAAGCCCCAGUAGCAUAUACGAUGAUGCCUACGUAGGCGUCAUAUUUCUAUUCUGUUUCUUCUUCUAUUGAGUUGUCCCGUACUUUGUGUUGGUUACUAAGUAAAGAUGCCGUAUGCUGUCCUUGAAAUCCUAUUGCUCCUCCCACCAUCCUCGUUCCCACCAAUCACAAAAAAUGAGCUACAGUAUGCACCGCCUUCUUCCUGCCUUGUGUCUAAAAUUGGGAAGCCUCAUUGGCUCUCUCUCUCUCUCUCUCUCUCUCUCUCACACACACACACACACACACACACACACACGUACAUACA
Messenger RNA from Eriocheir sinensis (Chinese mitten crab), 10795 nucleotides. RefSeq names its product unconventional myosin-Va-like (gene didum). The record is from RefSeq and is a predicted model, not a curated record. Gene Ontology annotation, molecular function: ATP binding; actin filament binding; microfilament motor activity. Bases 179 to 5770 code for a protein of 1863 amino acids. Gene Ontology annotation, biological process: vesicle transport along actin filament; actin filament organization. Gene Ontology annotation, cellular component: vesicle; myosin complex; actin cytoskeleton. The transcript has 38 exons. Lineage: Eukaryota; Metazoa; Arthropoda; Malacostraca; Decapoda; Varunidae.